Molecule: messenger RNA, 2761 nt
Organism: Ochlerotatus camptorhynchus
Lineage: Eukaryota; Metazoa; Arthropoda; Insecta; Diptera; Culicidae
Product: acyl-CoA-binding domain-containing protein 5
Exons: 5
Coding region: 1079-2098 (339 amino acids)
Biological process (GO): fatty acid metabolic process
Cellular component (GO): cytoplasm
Molecular function (GO): fatty-acyl-CoA binding
Source: RefSeq, a predicted model, not a curated record
CGGUCGUUGCUUCUCCCCGGAUCUUGUCUCGGGUUUUUUUGUCCACCGAUGGUGUUUCGGCUGGUGUUCUUCUAAUAAGCGGAACUUUUUUCUUUUUUGCGGUGACCUCCCUCUUGUGUGCCCCUCUCGAAUUAUUGGUGCUCUUUGCUUGGAAAAAAAAAAAAAUUAUUGAAUUAUCGGUGCAAAAAGCUGUGUAAAUAAUCGUCAAUAUUGUUUUGUGUGAUUCGAUGUGAGAACGAGCGCAAACAGGGUGAAGUUACUACGCUGCGGAAAUUACCUAUUAUUUAUCUUGGCUUCUUUUGGUCGUCGGUUCGGGUCGGCGGGGUGUGUUUGCGAAAAUCUAUAGAAUUUUAUUGGCAGUUUGUUUGCCGUUCGCGAACGAAGCAUUACUGCGUGUCUCGUUCUCAUUCCGCGAGUGAAGGAAUCGAAGGAAUAGAAGCCGCGAGGGCAGAAGCACCUACUUCGAGUGGAAAAUGUCAAUAAAGCAAUAAUAACCUGCUUGUUGUCAUUUACCUACCACUCAGAAGAACAAACAGGUUCCCCGUGGCAGCCGCAGGAGGGCAAAGUGAUAAUCAGAAGAGCAAGGGCUUAUCUCAUCUAAAAUCUGGAAUUUGUGGAAAGAGUAGAAAAGUGUCGAAAGUUACCCUACAGCCGUGGUAGAGCAGUUCCUACACCCGAGCGACACGCAGGUCAUCGGUGCUGCAAUCGCCGUCAUCAUCGUCGACAGUUUUUAAUAUGCACAUAUAAUUACACCUUUCAAUCGGAUUCAGCGGAAAGUCACACACAGACAGACAUCAGCAGCUAGCCAGACUCACCAGGGAACAGAGCUUAGAAAAUUGGCCCAUUGUAAUACACGAACAGACCGAAACGCGUUUUUUACGUAAUAGAAUACGACGACGACGACAAGCUGGCUUAGAGACACUUUCGACGAAAGACCUAGUUCUCUGCUGCACGGCUGGACGUCCGUGAAGAUUUUGGUUUACGGCUUAUUAUUUGAGACAGUGUUUCUCAACACAGUUCGACAACAAGCUGACGAGUGGUCAACAAAGAAAGGACGGCAAAAACAACACGCGAAGCCAUGUCGAUCGAGGACCGCUUCAAUGCUGCGGUGAACGUUAUUCGCGGGCUGCCGAAAAAUGGUCCGUAUCAGCCGAGCAAUGAUAUGCUGUUGAAUUUCUACUCGCUUUUCAAACAAGCGACCAAAGGAAAGUGCUGCGAGCGGAGACCGGCAUUCUGGGAUGUUGUUAGCAGAGCCAAAUGGGACGCAUGGAACCGGUUGGGCGAAAUGCCCAAAGAGGUGGCCAUGGAAAAUUACGUCGGUGAGCUGAAGAAGAUCGUUGAAACCAUGUCCUACACGGAAAACGUGGCCAACUUCAUGGAGUACGAUCAGGAAAGCGGCGUCAGCAUCAGCGAUCUGGAGAUGGUAGCACCGGAAGCCAUCCAGAAGGUGCGGUCCCGCCCGAACUCACCGCUGGCAUCGCGCGACACCAGCCCGGCCCGUGUCUCACCAAUCACUCCGUUGCCUGUCACUGCCGCCGUGCAACCACUGACCAACGGUUACCACCACAGCAGCAGCAACGGCACCGUGGUAAAACCGGCCCCACUCACCAAUGGUUACUAUCACUACCAGAACGGAACGGGAAGCGCUCAGUCCGAUCUUAGCGAUGACGAGUACAUCGACACGGUAGACGACUCGGAGUCCGAAUCCACGUUCCGUCCGAUCGAAUCCGCAUCCGUUCAUAUGUCCCGCAGUCGAAUGUCGCAGUCGUCCGCGGUCGGCGGGGACCGGGAGCUGUACCACAGUAUGAAUACAUCGUCCGAUGGUGUCAACGCGGAGGUCACCGCUCAGCUCACCAGAGCCAUCGAACGGCUCAACGCGAGCGUCCAGCAGGUCAACAACCGAAUCAACGUGGUGGAACAAUCCGUGGCCGGUCUGCGCAACGCUCACCAACAGCAGCAGGUGUCGCAACGAUUGACGGCCAAAAACUUCCCACCCUGGUGGCCGUUCCAGGACAUUUCCCCACGGCUGUUGGCCUUCAUUAUCCUGUGGCCCCUGGUCGUCAGCCGGAUGAGCACCUGGCUGCAACGAAGGAAAUGAACGGCGGCGACCCGCGGCAGCUGCUUUUACUUGUUGUAGUGUUUAUGGGAUUUUUCUUGGCACAUUUGAAACGUGGUGUACAUAUUAGUGUUUUAAUUUGAUGUUACUUUUUCUGAGGGACAUGCAAUGGAAAAGUUCAACUAGAAGCAAGAGAAAGGCGGACCAGGAUACACAUUCCGAGGGGCAACCGUGGCGUUUGUUUGGGAGCGAGAUAGACAGAGGUGCAAUUGUAGAUUAUCUAAAAAAAAAAGAGCAAGAGAAAGAAGAACCCAAAUCAGUCUAGUGAUAAUCAGCGGAUGCAGUCAGCUUUUAGAAGCAAAGAGGAGUAAAGUGCAAUUUAUUUUCCCUGUCGGUGUAUUUCGUUUUUGUUAUGCAUUCUACUAAGUAAGUGAACUUUCGGUUUUGUUUUAUGUUCUAUUCUCACCUUCAAAGUGUUUUGACUAUAUUAUUAUUAUUAUUACAUUUCCUACACUCUUAGUUACCAGAAGAUAUGAUCAGCCUCCCUUAUAUAAAUAUAUAUGUGUAUGUUGUCUUGGUGUUGAUUUAUGAUUUAAAAACUCGUACCUACCUUACCUACUCUUUGAGGUGUUUGAAAAUAGAAAUUCCAAAUCUAUCGGUAGACAAUUAUAUACAAAACUGCAUUGCUAAGGUUCAAUUGUACAA